UUCAGGCUGAUGUGCAUCAUCAAUGCACUGUGAAAAUAAAAUGUUGAUGCCCCUCAGCAAACGCAAAUGAAUUUUAAACAUACAAACUGCUUAGAAACCAUUAUGUUUACCAUUUUGACCUUUGUUAAGAAUUUCAGAAUUUGGGGUUGCCUUUCAUUAAAUAUUCAAGUGCAGUAUACUCUAAUGCUAACAUGUCUGGAUGAGCGUGUUUGACAAGAAGUGAAAUGGGACAAGUGCCUUGCAUGGAAAUCUGCAGUGUUUCUGUAGGGGUCAUGUGAGAGUGUUAUUGUGUAAGGAGGAAAGGGGGAGGCUACCCAUUCUGGGAUGUGUGUUGAGGCUGUUGGUCUCUCAUUCUGUGAAAAUUGGGGAUGUUAUGCAAAACAUGGGAAGUACUGUCACUGCCCAGCAAUACAAAAUGACCCGACAGGCAGAAAUGACCAGGCUUUAUGAUGGCUGUUUGCACUUCCUCUCUCCAGAGAAGAGAGUACGAGGGCUUUUCUGAAAACUAGCACAGAGAAAGGGGGACAGUGGUAAUUCACUGGAGGGAGAGUCACAUUAAGAGACACUAUUUGGUGGGAAAUAGUUCAAGGGCUUUGUGGAGGACACAGACAAACAGGAAGGACAUGGUUUUCCAUUGCAAGAGCCAGACUAACCAUACAUAAUAGCAAUGUGUGUGGGCAUGCGUUGGACAUCACUCCUUACCAGGGUUGGGAGAAUUUGGCAGUACGUCCAACCUGCCUCACAACCACAGACCACGUGUAACCACACUAGCCCAGGACCUCCAGAUCCGGUUUCUUCACCUGCGGGAUUGUCUGAGACCAGCCACCCGGACAGCUGAUGAAACUGUGGGUUUGCACAACCAAAGUAUUUCUGCACAAAUUGUCAGAAACCAUCUCAGGGAAGCUCAUCUGCCUGCUCGUCGUCCUCACCAGGGUCUUGACCUGACUGCAGUUCGGCGUUGCAACCAACUUCAGUGGGCAAAUGCUCAUAUUCGAUGACCACUGAAAUGCUGGAGAAGUGUGCUCUACACGGAUGAAUCCUGGUUUCAACUGUAUGGCAUGGAGGAGACGAUGGUUUGUUCUUCGAAGAGGACGUAUGAGUGGGAAUCCAGAUGUGUUGGAGUACUACCGAAACACAACCUCAAAGAAGCCCAUCCGCACCAUCGACCUGAGAGAGUGUGAGGUUCAGAUGCAGACGGAGCAACGCCUGGUCAAGAGGGAGUUCCAGAACCAGCACCUCUUCGUUAUCAAGACGUCGUCUCGCAUUUUCUACCUGGUGGCCAAGACUGAGGAGGAGAUGAACAGUUGGGUCAGCCAGAUCAGGGAAAUCUGUCACUUUGGACCUCUGAGUCUGGAUGAUGGGACAGAAUCUGAGGAAGUUUUCUCUCACACCCCAAACCCCCAGCAGGUUUCACCAGCUCUCUCCCGAAGUAUGUCAUUCAUUUCCAACCAUGACUUUGUGGCCAAUGGCAACAGCAGAGUGGAGAUGCCGAGCCAGAUGGAACCCAACUAUCCACUGGAUUACCUAUUCCUCUCACAGUGUGAGACAGGGAGGUUCAGCCUCUCUAGAUGCGACAGCUUUUCAAAUUCGGAGAGAUCUCUGGAACAAAAUUCAUCAGACACUGCUACUGAAGAUGUCUUCUCUUCAUCCCUCGGCACUGGACCAUCUCCGUCUCCCUUUCCCCAUACUGGCCCAUUUCCGUCCCCCUUCCCUCACACUGAUCCUUCUCCGUCUCCCUUUCCCCAUACUGGCCCAUUUCCGUUCCCCUUCCCUCACACUGGACCAUCUCAGUCUCCCUUUCCCCAUACUGGCCCAUUUCCGUCCCCCUUCCCUCACACUGGACCAUCUCAGUCUCCCUUUCCCCAUACUGGCCCAUUUCCGUCCCCCUUCCCUCACACUGGACCAUCUCAGUCUCCCUUUACCCACAUUAGGACGCAUGACCCCCCUUUCAGCGCACCAUGUGGCCCCACGUCAACCUCAUCCUCUCCUCGAACACUCCAUCGUACACCAGAUGUCUUCCAGUUUGACAAGCCAUACUCUUCUGCCAUAUUGGAGGCAACUAGUGAUGGACUAACUCCCCCUCCUCUACCCCCCAAGCCUGUCCACCUCUCAGAGCACCUCAGAGAUGACGGCUCCCACGGGCCUCUGGCAGGAAUUAGGCAGCAGCUCACAGGCCAACCUGCACUCAUCCCCCAGAGGAUCUCUCUGUCAGGCCUGCCAGACCACUUCAGAAGAGGAGACAUUGAGGGGAGUGCAUUGAGGAGCAGGAACAAAAGGCUUAGUCUCAAUUUGCCACAUUUCAUUGCCACUCAAAGUCCAAACUGCCAUGAGGACUCUUACGUGUCCAUGGCCUCUCCGCGUGCCUGUGUUGGUGAAGAUGUAUCGGACGGCUACAUCCCUAUGAGCCCCACUCCAAUUAGCUUCCUCAAGGCUAAUGGCAAAACAGAGGCCCCUCUCGCUCCCACCCCCCUUCCCAUUGCAGAUCUACCUGGGGAUCUAGAACCACCUCCAAUCAACAGGGAUCUCAAACCACGCAGGAGAGCACGGCCUCCACCACUGGACCUGAGGGGUCUGUCCACUAUCAGAGAAUGUCCGACUCAUAUGGCUUUGAUCAGAACCAUGACAGAGCCAGGAAAUUCACUGCAAGGAAAACUGGGAAUUAAAGGAGACCAAGAGGCCAGCAUUCCAGUAGAGUCAAGGCAACAGUUCUCCACUACAAACGAGGGCGCCUCCCAGCCGUGGCUUAGGAGAUCAAACCUUGACUACCUUUCACUGGAUUUCAAUUCUGCAUCCCCCUCUCCUGUGCAAAAGAAGCCCUUACUUACUGAUGAACACAGGGUGGACUAUGUGCAGGUGGAUGAGAAAAAGACUCAGGCCCUGCAGAACACUAAGAUGGAAUGGAAGGAUGUCCGGCAGUCUAAAGUGUAAAUCAGACGGAGAAAAAGUAAGAUGGGAUAAAACACAAAUACUUUGCAUUUCACAGAACAAGUGGAGCAAAUGCAACAUCACAUUAAAUAUAUGUCAUAACAGAUGGUAGCUUAUCUCAAAGAGAGCAAUUCUUCUUUCAUGUACAAAAUAAAAGCACUUUGAAAUGUAUCAGAUAUAAACAUCUAUGAGAGAAGAAAGUAGACGGUGUUGUCAAAAAAGGUUUAAAUUACUGGUUUGUAGUUUGGGGCAUCAACAUUCACUGUACAAAUAUCACAUCAAAGUUACACUGUGAAUGUCACCUUACCAUGCACUGUGUCACAAUGCUGUUUUUGUAUCAAAUGCUAUGCAAUGAAAAGGACAUUGCUCAUUGCCCAUUAUUUUGCUGAAACAGAUUGUAUGGAUUCUUAAUACACAGGAAUUCAGGGAUUAUGUUUUUAUAUGAAUAAUGGUCUGAGUUUGAGAUCAUCUUAAACCAAAUGAACACGUGUCUAAGUGUUAGCCAUGGAAUCCUAAAGACAAACAUGCAUUAAUGCUUCUGCCCAGCAUAUUGCAUUUGUUGUUGUUUUUUAAGUUCUGAUGCCUUCGAUUGGCAGCCAGCAGGAAUAGAGCCAUGCAGUCUGUAGUCAUGCUCAUAGGGAGUGAAUGGAGUAGUAUCGAUCAUUCAGAUAACUCAUACAGUAUCAACAGGAUGAAAAUCUCAGACCUGAUACUGUGUAGGCCUAACAGUACUGUGUUGUUACUGGUUAGCAGAAGGCAGAUUUAUGCAUGCGUGUAACAUACAUCCUUUGUCCUGACCUUGUCCACAUUCUUAUAGUGCCCACAUUUUCAGACAGGUGUAGAUGAUUGAAAGACGCAUUGUGAUCUGAUCUUCUUGACCACUUCUGGAGAUAGUCAAGGACCCACUGUGUCUGGAUAUCUUACAAGUGCAGACGGAUCUGGACAGUCAAAUCAUCAUUAUCCCAUCGUCUAAAACCAUUGACUUAUGGAAUUCAUUUUUUAAAUGUAUUUUACUUAGUAAGUUAACUGAGAACACAAAUAAUUUGUCAAUUAAUGUGCAUACAGGGAGGGACCAGGAAAUCUGGUCACAAUGUGGACACAGUGAAUGGAUAUGAGACACAUUUUAAUACCAUGUGUAGACAUAUUUCAGAACAUGUGGGCACAAUAAGAAUGUGGACAAGAUCAGGACAAAGGACUUAUGUUAGCGCCAGGUAUAAAUAAAGCCAGAUGGUACCGAUGACUCAAACCACAAUAUCCACACCAUCUUGAUAGGUCAAUCUACAGCAGAAAGCACAAAUCACUCAGUGUGCCUAUCCUAAACUUGGUGAGGGUGAAUAACUACCUUACAAUGAACGGUCGGCACACAAAUGUUGGGAAAGCUGCAGUCUUAACUAGAUGUUUCUACAGAUGGAAUUGAACCCAUUAUUUUAGCAUAAGCGGUACCAGCUUCAUGUUGUGCUUUGUUUUAAUGUAUGUUUUAACGUGUCCAUGUAAUGUAUGCAAAGAUGCACAUCUAAGAAUGUUUUCAUGCUUUAAUAAAUCACUUUUACUGAAA
Messenger RNA from Oncorhynchus keta (chum salmon), 4480 nucleotides. RefSeq names its product GRB2-associated-binding protein 3-like. The record is from RefSeq and is a predicted model, not a curated record. Lineage: Eukaryota; Metazoa; Chordata; Actinopteri; Salmoniformes; Salmonidae. The transcript is spliced from 11 exons. Bases 1033 to 2928 code for a protein of 631 amino acids.